Lucilia cuprina (Australian sheep blowfly) is the source of this 2843-nucleotide messenger RNA. RefSeq names its product heparan sulfate 2-O-sulfotransferase pipe-like. Gene Ontology annotation, cellular component: membrane. The record is from RefSeq and is a predicted model, not a curated record. Gene Ontology annotation, molecular function: sulfotransferase activity. The transcript has 8 exons. NCBI's taxonomy places the organism in Eukaryota, Metazoa, Arthropoda, Insecta, Diptera, Calliphoridae. The coding region runs from base 1 to 2352 and encodes 783 amino acids.
AUGGCAAAACAUGAGGAAUAUAAAACAAAUCAACUUCAACUUACAUCAGGUUUACAAUGUCAUCAUAAUUGUCCCUCAGGCUUCGAUGAGUCCGAAGAAGAGUGCGGGACUGCCCGAAAAUUACUGGAACUGCCUGGCGGUGUGUUUGCAGCCCUGGGCUGUAUAGCAGCCGCCAUCACUGCCUGCCUGAUAUUCUGCAUAUUUGGUCUACUUAGAAAACGCAAGAAAACUGUGCUACAAAAAUCCAUUAUCAACGGCGGCGAACGCGAAGACAUCAACACCUUACACGGCACCUAUCAAUACCUCAAAAGUACCGGACAGCACAACAGAGUUAAACGGGGACGUAUACAGCGGUCCGAGGAUUAUGAUAAUGAAAACAAAAGAAAGCCUAAAAGGCGUACUCAUCUACCACUAGGAGUACGUAUAAAAUGGGAUAAUGAGAAUACUCAUAAGCCUCAAGUACAACAACAUGGACUAACAGCUGGUAUAGUGGCACCUAAGAAUGUACACCAGCAUAGAAAUCAGCAUGAACAUGAACAUAAACAUAAGAACAAAAACAAACACGAUAAAAAAUCUCAUUACUCGGAUCUAGAUUAUUACAAUGGUAUUGGAAAUGAUUAUGAUGAUGAUGUGGAUGAUGACGAUGAUUAUGAAGAUGAAUAUGCUGAAUAUUUGGAUGCAGCUGCCGAUGCCUUAAAUAAUACCAAAAAAGCUCAAGUAGAACUGGUCAUUUUUAAUCGUGUACCCAAAGUAGGAUCUCAGUCUAUGAUGCAACUAAUGAUACAAUUGGGAAAAGUUAAUAAUUUUGAACAUUCACGCGAUGCCGGCAAACCACAUGAAACUAUUAUGAUUAAGCCGCCACUACAGAAACAAUUAUUGCAGGAGAUCUAUAACAAAUCAAGACCCCAUAUUUACAGUCAACAUUUAGCCUAUAUCAAUGUAACCCGUUUCCAUAUGCCCAGACCUAUUUACAUAAACUUAGUACGUGAUCCUGUAGAACGUAUUAUAUCAUGGCAUUAUUAUGUUAGAGCUGAAUGGUAUUAUCGUGAUAUGAAAGCUAAAUUGGGUGCUAAAGCACCCGCCAGACCAUCCGAUGAAUUCAUGAACAUGGAUUUCGAUACAUGUGUGCGAACACAGAAUAUCUAUUGUCAAUUCAAUCAAAUGGAAAUUAAAAAUCCCGCCCGAGAUCACAGACGUCAGACCCUAUUCUUUUGUGGUCAAAAUCAACAGUUGUGCAUGCCUUUUAAUUCUCAGGCUGCUAUGCAGAAAGCUAAACGUACCGUUGAGGAAGAAUAUGCUGUAGUGGGAACUUGGGAGGAUACGAAUAUUACUUUAUCGGUUUUAGAGCAUUAUAUACCGCGUUUCUUUAAGAAUGCUAAGGCUGUAUAUCACUGUAAGAAAUUAAAUGUUAUACCUAAAAGUAGACUUAAACAGCAAACUACUUUUUUGGGGAGAAGAGGACUUUGGAUCUAUACUCUCAAUCCAAAAUUACUCAAUAAUACCCAGUUUGCCACUCACGAUUUUUUGGUAUUCAAUCGUGUUCCCAAAGUGGGCAGUGAACAAUUGAUCGAACUGAUACGUCGUCUUAGUGAAGUCAAUGGUUUCGGUGUUAGUCGUGCUCCCUUUUCCGAACCAGUUUUAUAUCAUUUAGACGAUGCCCAACAGGGGGAAUUGGCCGAGAAAAUACACAACAUGGGUUCACCAUAUGCCUAUUCCAUGCAUUUUAAUUAUAUCAAUUUUCGUUUAUAUGAUUUGCCCCAACCUAUUUAUAUAAAUAUGGUUAGGGAUCCAGUGGAGCGUGUUAUAAGUUGGUUCUAUUAUCGUCGCACCCCCUGGAAUGCUGUGCAAACAUUUAGGAUCACUAAACAUUUUCGUACGUCUCAGUUCUAUAAGAAAAAUUAUGAACAAUGUGUGUUGGAAAAGGAUCCCGAGUGUGUUUAUAUGGAGGGAGCUAAUUUUGAGCAGAUGCAGGCCCAGCAUGUAAGACAAUCGUUGUAUUUCUGUGGACAUGAACCCGUAUGCGAACCCUUUAAUUCCUAUGGUGCCUUACAGCAGGCCAAGGAAAAUGUCGAACAUGAUUUUGCGGUAGUGGGCUCAUGGGAAGAUGUUAAUGUUACCUUAAAAGUUUUGGAAUAUUAUGUGCCCAAGUAUUUUAGAGGCGUCACCAAAUUGUAUUAUGAUGAUUUACAUGGUUUGGCUAAGGAAAAGCGUAAUGGCAACGCCUGGAAACCACCAGUUAGUGAUCGUAUAAAGAAUAUGGUUCGACAGAAUUUUUCCCGAGAAUAUGAAUUUUAUCAUUUUUGCAAACAACGAUUGUAUAAACAAUAUUUUGCUUUACAAAAUUUGGAAUAAUAUGAAACGCAUUAAAAGCUUUAAUUUAAUAAAGCUUUUGACUUAAAGCAUUGUAAAUAAAUUAGAGAUUGUGUUUAUUGAAAUAAAAACAUGAAAUAAUUAGAAAUUUUUCUUUGAAUAAACAUUUUUGUAUAAAAAGCUUUUUCUUUAAAAAGCUCUUUUAAGAAGGGAAUAUGUACCUAGUAAGAAAGUUUAGUACAAAUUGAAUUAACAAUAAUUGUUUGGCAAAACAUGAAAUAUUUAAAAAUUGUUCAAUAAAGCUUUUUCUAAAAAGUUUUUCGUUUAAAAAAGCUCUUUUAUGAAGGGGAUACUUAGGAGAUAACUUAUUUCAUAUUGAACUGUAUAAUAUUUGUUUUCAUUAAGAAAGCUUAAUACGAGUUUACAGAAAUAAGCUUUUAAUAAAAUGAGUAAUAAAAAGCUUUUGAUUAGAAACCUAAAAUUUAAAAAAGCUUCAUUACGAAUAAAGAAAACCAUAAACUUUUUUAAGAAAC